This is a messenger RNA of Entrophospora sp. SA101, 840 nucleotides long. The record is from the annotation of a GenBank genome assembly. Lineage: Eukaryota; Fungi; Glomeromycota; Glomeromycetes; Entrophosporales; Entrophosporaceae.
AUGUCUAAAGAAGUUGUUGAUGUUGCUGCUGAUGAAAGUGGUCAGAUUGAUAAUGGGAAAAAAAAUAUACUUCAAGAAGAAUCAAUAAUUUUGAAUGUUGGGGGUUAUGAAACAUAUCGUUCAACGCUUAUAGCAUAUCCACACACAUUAUUAGGAAUAAUGUUUGCAGAACGUAAUGUAGAAUUAUUGAGGCCAAUAAAUGGAAAUGAAUAUUUCAUAGACAGGGAUGGAUGUUUAUUUCGUAUCGUGAUGCAAUUUUAUCGUACAGGGAAAAUUCAUUGGCCAUCUUUUGAAUUUGUUCCAAAUAAGUCAAUUUUGCCAAUAUCAAUAGAAGAAAUAGAAACAGAAUUAGACUAUUAUCAAUUACCAUAUCAAAAGCUUUCAUCCAAACAAUUUUCACAUAUGGUUUUAUCUCGGAAAGAUUUGGGACUUGCGUUUUCUUGUAAUCCGGUAGUGGAAAAAUUAGAUGAAUUUAUCAUGGCAUUAAGAAAUGUGAUCAAAGAGGUCAUGGCAGUUUUUGAAACCGAAUUGAUAAUAACUUUUAGCAAGAAUGGCUUUAAUCCGUUUUGCAAGUUUGGUCUUCAUUUUAUUAAAGGUUCUUCUGUGAUGGAUAUUAUCGAGAAAACUCUUAAACCAUUUGGAUCCGUUGGCUACCUGUUAAUACACAAGUAUGGUGCUGAUAUUGGGUCUUAUUUAAAAUCUGUAAUCCCUGAAUUAGCCUGGCAAUAUGGCUAUUCACAAAACAGGGACCAGAUUAAAUUACAUAUUUCUGUCAGAAAUUCGUUAUCGGACUCUGAAAUUUUUGAUUGUUCAUGUUUGGCUUCUAAAUCGGACAAUUAG